Colletes gigas is the source of this 3152-nucleotide messenger RNA. RefSeq names its product enhancer of polycomb homolog 1-like (gene E(Pc)). The record is from RefSeq and is a predicted model, not a curated record. Gene Ontology annotation, biological process: regulation of transcription by RNA polymerase II. The transcript has 10 exons. Lineage: Eukaryota; Metazoa; Arthropoda; Insecta; Hymenoptera; Colletidae. Gene Ontology annotation, cellular component: piccolo histone acetyltransferase complex. Bases 257 to 2866 code for a protein of 869 amino acids.
GCAGGGACCGUGUCACGCAAACAUGUUUUCAAAGUGAUAUAUCUCGUUUGGUGACUGAGUGACCGUGUUCCAGCGCGAUGGCCGGAGAACGAUGAGGCCCUGACCGCUCUCUGUGCCGGGUAUUACGGGCGCAGGGCCCCCAGCCAGGCCCAGUCAGGUUCACGUUCCGCAAACCCGAGACCCGAGCCGACCCGACUGGCCUCACGGCUCGACACCAGCCAACUCGGUUGUCAACACGCGAGCCAGCCGCCUCAAGAUGAGCAAGCUGUCGUUCAGGGCCCGUGCCCUGGACGCUUCCAAGCCCAUGCCGAUUUACAUGGCUGAGGAACUGCCGGAUCUGCCAGAUUACUCGGCUAUUAAUCGUGCUGUGCCCCAAAUGCCCAGCGGCAUGGAAAAGGAGGAGGAAUGUGAACAUCACUUGCAAAGAGCAAUAUGUACGGGUCUAAUCAUUCCUACUCCCGAAGUAACUGACUUGGCAGAUGCAGAAGCUUAUGACAAGAUAUAUCCAGCUGAUUAUAAGCUACCUCGUCAACUUAUACAUAUGCAACCUUUUGCAAUGGAACAAGAUAUUCCGGAUUAUGAUAUGGAUUCAGAAGACGAAAAGUGGGUUGCAGUGCAAAGCCGUAAAAUGGACUUAACUCCACUUCAAUUCGAGGAAAUGAUGGAUCGUUUGGAGAAAAGUUCAGGGCAGACUGUUGUCACUCUCAAUGAAGCUAAAGCACUUUUAAAAGAGGACGAUGAUUUAAUUAUUGCUGUUUUUGAUUACUGGUUGAAUAAACGUCUCAAAACACAACACCCACUUUUAUUAACAGUGAAAACGGAGCAUCGGUUUGGUUCGGCUGCCAAUAAUCCUUAUUUAGCGUUUAGACGUAGAACAGAAAAAAUGCAAACACGUAAAAAUCGAAAGAACGACGAAACUAGUUAUGAAAAAAUGCUGAAACUCCGUAGGGAUCUUAGUAGAGCAGUUACUCUGCUUGAAAUGGUUAAACGAAGAGAAAAAACCAAGCGGGAACAUUUACACCUUACGAUCGAAGUCUAUGAGAAAAGGUAUCAGGCACAAGAUUUUAAUGGACAAAUAUUGGCAGAAGUAUCGGCGCUAAAGACACCGAGAUCGGCUUUUGCUCCACUAUUUACAAAUCAGUUUGGUGUUCAUCAAAAUUGGGCGAAUAAAGUUUGUAGUAAAGACGAAGUAGUACCCAGAAAAGAAAAAAGACAGUACAAGAAACGAAAACAUAAAACUGACAGCAGGGGAGGAAGUUUAGAAGAUAAUGGUGUACGUGGUGGAACAGGUAGCGGAGGCGGUCGAGGAAGUCGGCCUGGUGUUCUUGGAGGCGGGCUGGACCCGCUAAUGAGCUCAGACGAAGAUAGUCCGCUUCCAUCUCAUUCUCAUUCUCAGCCCUCUGUUCCCUCGGAUCGUGAUGAUGAAGACACCAUUGACGAGGGUCAAUUCGCUUUUCGACGGAAUAAAAAUAGCACUUAUUUACCACCUGUAUCAGGUGGGUUUGGAAAUUGGCCUUGGUGUGAUAAAAACGAUGGGGGCUUGGCUGAUAAGAAGUAUAGGUUUGCGCUGACCAGUAUCACCAAACCAGUGCCAAGGUGUAUUGGUUUUGCGCGGCGGCGAAUUGGUCGGGGUGGAAGAGUAAUAUUGGAUCGUUGUUCGACCGAUAUGGAUGAUAUGUGGUCGUCUUUAGACUUCACGAUACACCAACCAAAACGAGAACCAACAGACUCUGAUACGACUGCCACGUCAACAACUCCAGUCAAAAAGGAGUGGUUACAUUACCGACCAAAGACGCCGCCUGUGUCAGUGCAUAGUCCUAGUGAAGAAAGUAGUGAUACGGACUCGGAUGUAGAGCCAACGGUAUCCCAAACGAAACCGCUUCCGUACCCGUUCCCACCCGAGGCUACAUCCAUCUGUGUAGAAGUAGAGCCGGAACGUGCGGGAGACGAACCACCUUUCACAUCUGAAUUUAAUAUCGCUGAUUAUUUCUUGACGGACUCUGUGUCGGAUUUCGACCUUGCCGUAGCGAGUAUCACCGGUAGUGCGUGUGUUAGUGAACUGUCGGACAAUAACUCUAGCGCCCCGCGGACAGAUGAGCUGGGCAGUUCACAUUUCGUUAUAACUUCGCUACCUAGCAGUCUUUUUGCACAGCCUGCAACACAACAGAGUCGGCCUCAGUGCAGUGGUAGUGGUUCUAGUGUUAUAAAUACUUCUACAAGUUCUACAGUUCCAUUGUCUUUCUCGUGUACGACCAAUCAAGCAACAACAUCGAGUACAGUGUCUACGCAAUGUGCUAGUGCUGCUUCCGAGACACAGUCAAACCAUCAAUUUAAACAACUACAACACAGACAAUUGCCAAACAAUAACAGUACUGCCUCCAUUCUGUCGAAGUCCUUGACUAGUCCAACAAAUAAUAGGAAUGGUGGCAACUGUGGCAGUGGUAGUGCUGGAAUCAGAGUGUUCAGUGCAAGUACCACAACUAGUGGAACAAUAACAAACUUUGGUAAUGGCCAUCAGAAUGGCCCGUUGCCCCAUAUAAACAACUCUAACAAUAUUUCAAAUAGCACUCACAUGGUGAAUAAUCAAUCGACGAUAGUUCUGCCACAAAAACAUCCGCCGUCCAAUCUGUUACCUGGCUUGAUCGCGCAGAGCAAAUUGGCUAGCCUCGCGAGGCAGCAACAACAAACACAAAGUCAGGCGCAACAAAUCCCAACGUCCGGGGAAAUUACGCUUAAUAGUAAUAGUGAAAGUUUGGAUAUGGAGGUGGAUGGAGUGGAAAGUGCAGCUUGCGACGGUAAACCACAGCAGCAGCAGCAGCUUGUACGGACAAACAAAACAAAUUCAUUAGCAAUGGAAGUGACAUGAUGCCUGCUAUCAGCACCCCUGUUGCCGCCAAUACGUCAGUGGGGGCUUCGCUAACUUUACCUUGUCUAUGUCUGCCUGACUUCGGGUACUGGACAUAUACUAUGUGCUCGUUUAUACGAAAUGCGGUACGGCUAGAUUCAAUUGCAGAACUGCUCUGAUCAGUUGCCUGUUGUGGCGAUGAUGAUGAAAUUGAAUCGAUUCCAUUGCAAGUACCACGUUAUUUUUGAUCACAAAAGGAUCGUGCUCUAAUUCUUUUUUCUAAGUCGAUUGUUUCCUUGCUCAUUGA